AUGCUGUGCCUGCGCGCCCGGUUUGCUCUAAUAACGGCCGUCCAAGCAAUGAGCUCUGUGACAGUGACCACAUCCUCCUCCAAGUCUCCGGGGCUGCAUGCAGCAGCUGGCCAUGACGAAUGCACCAGAAGCCCGCUGCUACAGAGGCUGCUGGCGGUGCCUGGCUCCGUCCAGAGCCGAGUGAACGACCUGCUGCUGCUGCGGCCUGAACCUGAGAGCUGUCCAGAGGCGAAGGAGAGGAGCAUCAACAGGCAUGUUGUGUUUUUCCACGGGGAUAUUCAGAACUUCCAGGAGGAGAUGGCUCUGCAGCCAGAUGGAGCUCAGUGGAUGUCUUGGAGUCUGGAGCAGGUGGCCUUCAUCCUGGGCCGACGUUUCCCCGACAGAUACAUCUGGGUGGUCAAAGCUUCACACAUGUAUCUGCACAAGUUCUGCUGCUACCGCAACUUUGUGGAGAGCAACAUGUUCGGGGCGCCAGAGUACUCGUCUGACUAUGGAGCAUUUGUCCACCUCAGGGCGCUGCUCAGCCACGGCAUGACGCGUGCCAAUCUACCAAACAACCUCCAGCCACAAGGAGGUGCCGACGGCAUCCCCUCAGGGUUUUCACUGACUCUGGUGGGCUUCAGCAAAGGCUGCGUCGUGCUGAACCAGAUGGUGCACGAGCUGGGCAGAGCCAGAGCCGACCCACACAUGACCCCUUUCAUCAAGUGCAUCUCGGCCAUGUACUGGCUGGACGGCGGACACCCGGGGGGCAGCGAGACCUGGGUGACGGACAAGCAGGCGCUGAAGGAGCUCGCCGCCAGCGGAGUGUCAGUCCACGCCCACGUGACUCCUUACGAGGUGUGCGACCCGAUGCGGGCCUGGGUGGGUCGCGAGCACGGACACUUCAUCACGACCCUGGAGGAGUUUGGGGCGUGUCCAAGCAAGAAGCUGCACUUUGAGGAUGAGCCGCCCUCCAUCGAGAACCACUUCAGGGUCAUCCAGGAGUUUUGAAGAUGUGAUCUCAUGGACACACACAAACGCACAUACACACAUACUGAGCUGAAUGUUUGAACAUCGCUGAGCGCUUUUUACAUUUUUAGAACACAGACUGUGUUUUAUUGGCUGAUUUACCUCAAUCUUCUGGCAUUAGAGCAUGUGUGCUGUACUUUAUUUCCAUUGGACUGCUGAAUGCACUUAAUCUGAGGUGGAGUGAUCAGGUCGUCUUCCUCCUUCUCGUCUGUGGCCAGAGUAAGAAUGUGCAAGUGUGAAGGGGGGAAAAAAACAUAUCUCGGAACAUUUUAAAAGAGAUGGUUCAAGUUUUUUUUUUAUGUGAUAUUCAGAGGCACAGUCUGAGGAGAUUUUAGCCACUUAACAUGAGACUAAAUCUAAGACAUCUUUAGUCUACAGUAUCUUAAGGAUAUGUUCACUGAUUAAUCUCACUGCUAAACAGUUGUUUUCAGCUUAAAGAUUGAAGUUUCUGUUGCUGCGCCAGAGUCCAUAGAGAAAAUCGUUAUUUUAAGCUCACUGGGACACAGGAGUUAUUGGUCUUCUGCUCGUCAUUUUGCUAAAUUAGUGUCACUUUAGUAAAUCAGAACCAAGGCUUUCACAUACUGAAGUCACAGCGUAACACAUUUGACGAUGGAUCUUCAACUCCUGUGUGCCGUGAUGUAUGAUCACUGCUUUUCUCCAUGGACUUUGGUGUAGGGAGUGAAGCAGUUUAAGAAGCAGCUUAAGCAGCAGGUAAAGGUUUUGUUAGGGGAGCCUUCUGUAAAAGGUCAUACCAACAUGUCCCUGGGCAAGAUAUAUAACUCUAAUGGUACUGUACUGUAAUGUACUGUCAAGUACUAGAUCACAACUAUUAACUGCCGUUUGCUGCACGGCAGAAAAAUCAAUUCCCAUGAUCCUCCGCUGCUUAUCAAACGAGGUCAUUUGUUAUUGUUUUGACCUAAUGAUAUACUGUGUGCAUGGAAGCAGCUGAGCAUGUCCCCCUGUCCCAUGCUGGUUCUCGACUCACGGCACAGUGUCACAAUCAGAUAGAACCACACUUCAGAAAACCUGAACUGUCUCUUUUGAUGCAUGAUCGAUUUAAUAAUAUUGAGUUAUUAUUUGCAGGCGUUGUUUCAGAGUUUGAUCUGCUACUGACUGACGUGUUAAGAGUGAGUGUAGCACUGAUUUACUUCAUGUUUAACUGACACAGUCUUUGUGCCUGCACUGGUGCUCAGUUACUGUUUUUGACUGUUUAAAAAGGGAUAGUUGAGGUUGCACAAAGUAGUGGUUUAUCCGCCUGUUAAUGGUGUUUUAUCUCGUCACAUAAGACGAAAAGUGAACAUUUUCUUAAGUUGUGAAGUUUUUUUUUUUUUAGGUUCGUCUUUUGUUGAGGAGCUAAAAUUAGUUUUCCUUGUUGCUCCGAGUCCCAGCCGGCAAUGUACAAUUAUCUUAUGUAACCUUUAUACUACAGUGCCCCGAACUAUCCCUUUAACUGUGGCCUAUUAAUGAGGCCAGGUGCUUUGUUUCUGUCACUCCUUCAGUGAGUUCAUCUCCUUCUGUAAGAGGGAAAAAAAAAGAAACAAAAACCAAAAUGUGGAACCUUUUUUUUGUUUUUUAACAAAUCUGCCAUUUUAAAGAGUGAACAGAUAAUGUAGCAUUUGACAUAAUCUCCUGAUGACGAGGUGACUGCUGUUUAAUGAAGUGAAUAAUAACAGAACAGCAAACAUCAGCUGAUUUCACAAUGAACUUAUUUAUGUCAGUUUUUCUGAAUUUAACUGUAAAAUCUCCACGUUGUAUUUAUUUCCAGAUAACAAAUUAGUUUUAAAAAAUAAUUCAAACCAGCACUAAGGUGAAAAUCAUGUUUACGUAGUUUUUUUUUGCUGAUGACUGUGUUGGAAGCAUGUGUUCUCAUGCUUUUUGUUUUUAGCUUAUGUAGCCUCUUUGCACUACGCUGAUGGCUGAAUGUAACUUCUAAGCAUUCCGUAACGUUUACCACUAUUAAACUCUGUUAUAAACUC
Solea senegalensis (Senegalese sole) is the source of this 2984-nucleotide messenger RNA. It is a transcript of the gene lg2h2orf69, whose product is annotated as linkage group 2 C2orf69 homolog. The coding region runs from base 1 to 990 and encodes 329 amino acids. NCBI's taxonomy places the organism in Eukaryota, Metazoa, Chordata, Actinopteri, Pleuronectiformes, Soleidae. The transcript has 3 exons. Gene Ontology annotation, cellular component: mitochondrion. The record is from RefSeq and is a predicted model, not a curated record.